Labrus bergylta (ballan wrasse) is the source of this 1821-nucleotide messenger RNA. RefSeq names its product acetylcholinesterase collagenic tail peptide. Gene Ontology annotation, molecular function: extracellular matrix structural constituent conferring tensile strength. NCBI's taxonomy places the organism in Eukaryota, Metazoa, Chordata, Actinopteri, Labriformes, Labridae. The record is from RefSeq and is a predicted model, not a curated record. Gene Ontology annotation, biological process: extracellular matrix organization.
ACUGUAAGCAUUCUGAUUUGAAAUGUCAGAGCCAUGCCAGCUAUCCAGCACGUUGCUCUGAAGUCGAUCCAGAUUUGACAGCGCUUAAUGAACCUAUCAUUCAGAGCCGCUGAGACGGGGCUGCCACCGCUGUGUUGGCCCCACUAGUGAGCAUUUAGCACCGGGAUUUAAAAAAAAAAAAAAAAAAAAAAAAAGGGCCCCUCCCUCCUCAAUACUGGUGUUAUUGAUCAGCUGAGGGAAAGAAGCAGGCCGAUAAGUGGAUCAGAUUUAUUAGCGUUCCAGAUUGGCUGCAUCUUGCCAGAAGUCAGAGGAGCUACAGUCUGCAGGGCUGCACACCGAGCAGGUCACUAAGAGGAGCGCGAGCCUGCGUGUCCACAAGUGCGGCAUCAUCUCAAGUGGAAGGGGAAGUUAAACCUGCACGAUGGAGCUGGUCAAACUUGCAGUGUCCUUGCACAUUUUUCUGUGUCCUGCGUGGGCUCUACCCCGUCACUCCUACAUGGACAGCAUCCUGUCAACACACUCAGUUCUCGGCUUGCUGGAUGAGCCGUUGAGGUUUGACCCCUGCUGCCUCAUGUCACCCCCUCCGCCACCACUCUUCCCUCCGCCGCCUCAGCUGUGGAAGCGGGGCAUCCCCGAUGGUAUAAGCAUCUUAGAGCCAAGUGUUUCUGGAGAAAGAAUACCAGAAAAACAAAAACCUGAGACACCUGGGUGUUCACCUGGACCUCCAGGACCUCCAGGACCCGAGGGGCCUGAGGGUCAAAGCGGAUUACCAGGCAUUAGAGGACCAAAGGGGGAGAAGGGAGAAAUUGGACGUCCCGGGUUGAAGGGUCGUACUGGGGCUCCAGGCCUCCCGGGGAAACCAGGUCUACAAGGAUGGCCUGGUCCAGAGGGACCUAAGGGUGAAAAGGGGGAUCCAGGACUCAUGGGAUUACCAGGACUGAGGGGACCACCUGGAACAAAAGGUUUGCCUGGUUACAAAGGAGAUAAGGGGACUCGUGGAGACCCUGGAGCAGCAGGACCAAAGGGCGAUAAGGGCUCCAUUGGUUUGCCUGGGAUGCUUGGACAGAAGGGUGAACAGGGACCAAAGGGAGAGCCAGGAAACUCAGGGAAGAGAGGACCCUCUGGACGGCCUGGGAAGAGAGGCAAGCAGGGCAUGAAAGGCCACAGUGGAACACCAGGAGUUAUGGGACCCCCAGGACCCGCUGGUCCGAACGGACAUCCCGGGCCACCUGGUCCACCUGCCUCAGGUCUAUAUCUAGUGGGGGAAAAGGGAGAGAAGGGUCUUCCAGGUCCAGCAGGUCGUUGUGACUGUGAUUCUACCCAUGGUGCUAACAAUGCUCCUUUUGGAAGCUACACACAGCGGACUGAUCCUAACAAAGUCCCUGCAAUAUUUGUUGUAAACAGUGAGGAGGAGAUGGAAAAUCAACAACUGGACAAUGCAAUAGCAUUCAGGAAAGAUCAGAAGAUGCUCUACUUCAAAGAUAAAGAUGGAUGGAAGCCCAUUCAGCCCUUCCAGCCGUUCCAGUCCACAGAGAAAGUCCCGGACAGAGUUGGUGUGUGUGGGGAUGGAAAGGUGCAGCCUCAGCACGGAGAGGAGUGUGAUGAUGGAAACCAGAUCAUCACUGAUGCUUGUCUCAACUGUAAGUGGGCCUACUGUGGAGACGGAUACCGACAUGAAGGCAUGGAGGAGUGUGAUGGAAAGGACUUUGGUUAUCAGACCUGUAAAUCCUAUCUUCCUGGGUCCUUUGGGCAGCUCAGAUGCACAGACUCUUGCCUCAUUGAUUCCACUGGUUGCAAGUACUUCACCUGAACUGAAAAGUG